This is a messenger RNA of Ogataea parapolymorpha DL-1, 264 nucleotides long. RefSeq lists its product as uncharacterized. NCBI's taxonomy places the organism in Eukaryota, Fungi, Ascomycota, Pichiomycetes, Pichiales, Pichiaceae. The transcript has a single exon. Bases 1 to 264 code for a protein of 87 amino acids. The record is from RefSeq and is a predicted model, not a curated record.
AUGGCAGUGACUCCAAUGAAAUUCUUAGGCGGUGUGUCUGUGGCGGCACUUCCCGUCAUGACCAUAGCAUACUUCGCCAGACCAACCUUUUCCAAUGCCAUCAAGUCGAAGCUUGACCAGGAAAGAGUGGAGCUCAAGAAGCAGCACGAGUAUAAGACCGACUUCUACCAACCAAACGAGAAACAGGACAGGCUUCUGGUGAACUAUCUGAAACGCACAGAUAAGAAAGCCAGUGAGUACACGCCUGACCUCCCACACGUCUGA